Messenger RNA from Drosophila elegans, 607 nucleotides. RefSeq names its product protein Mabiki. Bases 10 to 576 code for a protein of 188 amino acids. Lineage: Eukaryota; Metazoa; Arthropoda; Insecta; Diptera; Drosophilidae. The record is from RefSeq and is a predicted model, not a curated record. The transcript has a single exon.
CUAAACAAAAUGGAGAAUACAACCAGCUACGCCCACAAGAAGUUUGCCGUGAGCAAAAGGAAGCGAGAUUUGGUUGAGGACAAGGAGAACUUCACACAGGAAAUGGAGCCACCGAUUACCAAGCGCCGCCAGACACAGGGAUUCUUUCGACCCUGGCUGGAUAAUGAGCACAAUCAGCAGAAGGAGGUGCCAGUGGACAAGCCAAGUGGCCGGGUAUCGCCGGUCAGCCAGUACCAUGCCAAUAUGGUGCGCCACAGCCAGACGAGGCGGCAGCGUAGCCCCAAGGAGCAGCUGCGUCGGGAUCGGAACACCCUGGCCUGCCUCCUCAGUCGCCGGGCCAAGCAGGCCCAGGAGGAGCAGGUGGGUCGCCAGUACGAGCAGUACAGGAGCCACCAUGCCGCCAUGCUGGAGCAGCAGAUCCGCCUGAGCCUCUACUACCGCCAGAUCCUCCAGCAGGCCGUCUUCCAGAGAGCCAUUACCCCGUCAUCCGGUCAUGUGCUGCCCCAACAACAGCAGCAGUUCCUCCAGCAGAUGGCCCUCUCCCAGCAGAUGCUCAUCUUUGGUGGCCAGCACUGACCACUGACCACCGACCCAUCAAACAUCAUAU